Messenger RNA from Phyllopteryx taeniolatus (common seadragon), 922 nucleotides. RefSeq names its product MKRN2 opposite strand, tandem duplicate 1 (gene mkrn2os.1). The coding region runs from base 68 to 691 and encodes 207 amino acids. The transcript is spliced from 4 exons. The record is from RefSeq and is a predicted model, not a curated record. Lineage: Eukaryota; Metazoa; Chordata; Actinopteri; Syngnathiformes; Syngnathidae.
UUUGGCCCCGCCCCAGCCGGUCACCUGCUCCACUUCCGGUCCAGCCGUGUGUCCGGAGUUCGCGUUCAUGGAGCUCGGAGACCUGCUGCGCUUCUCCCACUGCGGGCGGACCGCGUUGACGGCGGCCGACGCGGCUCCGGCGGGCCGGCGGUGCCCCGAGUGCGGCCGGGCGCCGAGCUUCUCCCUGGCGGAGGCUCCGGUGCGCCUCCGCUCGCCCAUCGCGGACGGGCACCGCACCAGCUGCUGCUUCCUGGUCACGUCGCGGGACGGCGCCGACGGCCUCAGUGAAGAAAAAGAUUGUGAGCUUCAUGUUGGCAUCUCCAAUUCUGAAGGCGUGGUGUUGAGUUAUACGGAGUCGGGCGUUCAGCGCCAGCAGCACGGCUGGCAACAGAGCAUCGUCAUCCCGCUGGUCGCCCCCGGCGACCGCAUCCCACACUGGGACGAGCAGCUGGACCGCUUCGCCGCUACGGACGCGUGGACGCCACACAGGUUCGAGGAGCAGAGGGAGUUUGGCUCCUGUUGCUACGGUUUCGCUCUGGGGUUCAUCAACCAGAUGCUGAUGUCACAGGGCAAGCAGCCAAUCAGCAGGGAGCGUUUCACCUCCGACCUGGUGCUCCCCAGGGUGCGGGCCGCCUCCGAGUAUUUGGCGCUCUUCCGGCACGUCCGUCGCCACGGAUACUGGACCGCUUGAUUCCGCCGCGACGCUCGCGUCUCCUGGGCUCCCUGAACUCGGCAAGCCGCGAGGGUGUUUCCAUGGCGACGCAAAACACACCUGAGUGGAAAUUUGACAUUUGACACGAGAUGGGAAACGCACCUGAAUUGGCAUCACACACACACACACACACACACACUGAUUCCUAAAAUGACUGCUGUCCUUUGAAGAUGUACAUCGGUUGUGCGUGAUUAAAAAGGGCUCAGCUGA